AUGAAUCAUUCUGGCCAAUUUGGGCAAGGUAUUCCCACUGCCCCUAUGCAUACAGGACACGAGGUUGGUGGGCAGAACCUGAAUGCGGCAAGUUAUGGAUAUGAUCAAUACCAGGCAGUGGCGUCAGCAGCGAACAAUCUGUCCGUCUCCACCACGCCUGCUUCAACUCCCCAUUCUCACAAUUACAACAGCGAAGGGGAUGUGCCCAUGGAGGAUGCAGACCCGUACAACCGAACCAAAUAUCCUUCACGGCCAGCACACCACCACCGACCAUCAUCGCAAUUUAUCGCUCAUGAAGGCUCAGCCGCUGCACAGAGAUAUUCCCCCAUGAACAUGCUCAAUGCUGCUGGACAAUAUACAUCGAGCCCAAAAUCUCAACCCCAAUCCCAGGCUGGCUACCCUUACCAAAGCCAGACACCUCGCUCCCGACAAUCCCCCACCCGCCAGAACCAUUUCGGGUCCCCUCAACAGUAUAACGACUCGCCGACCUCUGGCCGAUACAGCUCUCAGUUUAUGUCUCCAACCCAGAAUAACGAGUUGAGCCCAGAUCAAUACUAUGCACAUUCUCCUAUGGAGCAAGUCUCUGGGACAAGAAACGGCAAAUCACAGGUUCCUAUGAGGUCGCCAAACACGUCUGUGGCUCGGAUGCCUGGCGCCGGACCAGUUCCAAGAUUUCAGAAGAUCAAAUCUGUGCAAGAACUGCAACCUCGCAUCAAUUCCCAGCCACCCUUCCGGCGAGCCAAUCCAGAAGGUGGCUUUAUUAGCCCAUUGCAAGCGUUGACAACACACUUGCCAUCGACCUACAGAAUAUGUAAUCCCACAUUCAAAUACGAAUCGUCCAGAAAUCCUCGGAGAGUUCUCACGAAACCGAGCAAAGGCGUCAAGAACGACGGCUACGACAACGACGACAGUGACUACAUACUGAAUCGGUACUUGAUAUUGGACGUCCUUGGUCAAGGCACUUUCGGACAGGUUGUCAAAUGCCAGAACCUGAAGACACAGGAGGUUGUUGCCGUCAAGGUGGUCAAGAACCGGACCGCUUAUUUUAACCAAAGCAUGAUGGAGGUUUCAGUGCUGGAUCUACUCAACACCAAGCUCGACAAGAACGAUGAUCACCACAUCUUGCGUCUGAAGGAUACUUUCAUCCAUCGACAGCAUCUCUGUCUUGUUUUCGAACUUCUAAGCGUCAAUCUUUAUGAACUCAUCAAACAGAACCAGUUCCGCGGCCUCAGCACAACUCUCGUCCGUGUAUUUGCACAACAGCUACUGAACGGAUUGACCUUACUCAACAAAGCUAGGUUGAUACACUGUGACCUGAAACCUGAAAACAUUCUCCUGAAGAAUCUUGAGAGUCCCAUCAUCAAGAUCAUUGACUUCGGUUCGGCUUGUGAUGAAAGGCAAACCGUCUAUACAUACAUUCAAUCACGCUUCUAUCGAUCCCCCGAGGUCCUGCUUGGACUUCCUUAUUCUUCUGCUAUCGACAUGUGGUCCCUCGGUUGCAUCGUUGUCGAGCUGUUCUUAGGAUUGCCCCUUUUCCCCGGAUCGUCAGAGUACAACCAAGUCUCGCGCAUUACUGAAAUGCUUGGCCUUCCCCCAAUGUGGAUGCUCGAGAUGGGAAAGCAGUCUGGAGAGUUCUUCGAAAAGACCAGCGACGAGUUCGGACGGAGGUCGUACCGGCUCAAAAGCAUGGAGCAAUAUUCACGAGAACAUAACACCAAAGAACAACCGAGCAAGAAGUAUUUCCAAGCUACUACUUUACCAGACAUCGUUAGGAGUUACUCGAUGCCGCGGAAGAACAUGAAGCAAGCUGAAAUUGAUCGAGAAUUAAACAACCGAGUAGCCUUUAUCGAUUUCGUACGUGGACUGCUCAAUAUCAACCCACUUGAACGGUGGUCACCCCAACAAGCCAAAUUACAUCCAUUUAUCACCCAGCAGAAAUUUACACAGCCUUUUGUACCACCCAUGAACCUUAAGUCCCCGUCUUCGACCAAAUCUCCAGCGCCAGGUGUGCAACAGCAGCAGCAAGCAGAAGCAGUCAGCAAGCAAAGAGCUGCUCAAGCUGCUCAAGCCCAAUCUGCGGCGCAAUCUGCAUACGCUAUGCAGGUGAACCAAUAUCAACAACAACAGCAACAACAACAACCGCAACCACAACAACAACAGCAUACUCAAGCUCCCCCCGUAUACAGUAAUAUGUAUCCCGGACACCAGUCAGGCGCUCCUCCUCCAUACCCGACACAUAACACAAACUAUGGGCAACAGAUGGGGAUGAUGGGUCAGGGGCAGGCUCAGAUGCAGCCAGCGCAUUAUGCGGCGCAACAAAGUCUCUACGCCCAAGCAACAACAAGGGCAGGACGUCAACGCGCAUCCACCAUGGAUCAGCAGCAAGGUGGCAUUCCUGCUUCUAUCCAACGUGUUGCCAGUCAUUUAGACCCAAAUGCACCUAUCAGGUUGCAACCUAGCCCCGCCUACUACCCUCCUCCAGCUGAUGGUUACGUGGACACACCCGGAAGUUCUCGGCGGCGUCCUGGAGGAGGGCAGCGAAAUCGCGAUUUCAUUCGAACGCUCGAGGACGGUGCUAUGGGCGAUGGCUUCAUGAAUAAAACGCAAUGGCACUGA
Messenger RNA from Endocarpon pusillum Z07020, 2616 nucleotides. RefSeq lists its product as uncharacterized. Gene Ontology annotation, molecular function: ATP binding; protein serine/threonine kinase activity; protein tyrosine kinase activity. Gene Ontology annotation, cellular component: cytoplasm; nucleus. The transcript has 8 exons. Gene Ontology annotation, biological process: peptidyl-serine phosphorylation; peptidyl-threonine phosphorylation. The record is from RefSeq and is a predicted model, not a curated record. Lineage: Eukaryota; Fungi; Ascomycota; Eurotiomycetes; Verrucariales; Verrucariaceae. The coding region runs from base 1 to 2616 and encodes 871 amino acids.